UACCGUGCUAGUAAGUUUGGCCACAACUUGUGGCCAACAUUUGAUUUUGAAUAUUGUAUUUCAAUGCAAAUACGUAGAAAAGACUGCCAACAUGUUGUUCCGAUCGGCCAAAAACAAAUUCGAGGCCGCAGACAUAAUGCGCCGGCUGAAGCGUUUCGCCGAAGGGACAGUUUCCUCAUAUCGCCGUUUGUUUCUAAUGCUGCUGUGUGUGUGCAUAAUAUUUUAUAUGCUACCGCCAAUCUUUCGUUAUCUAUUCCUUAGCGCGCCGCAACAAAAGGAUCCACAUAGUAUGUGCAUGGACGACCGUCUCACGCCCUACAUACUGCAAAACUAUGAAUACGAUGCAAACAUUCGUCACGUGCCGCCCCUGUUGUCUGACGAGCGCGACUAUUUACCUUACAUUGGCAAUGGUUACAUUGGCUUGGAGGUAUCUAGUGAUGCGGCGCUAAAUAUAAAGCAUGGUCGAGCCAUGCAGCUGCCCAUACGCUUUCAGCCUGUAUUGUCAGUAGCCCAGAACUCAGGCGCUCCUGUGGAAAAGGAGGCUACCGUUGUGGAGUAUCUGACAGGCAUGGUUCAUCGUUUCCAGUGCCUUGCCGGCUACUUUGUGUCCUACACAAUGUACGCACAUCGCACUCAGCCCAGUGUGCUCAUGCAGGAGCUGCAAAUAACCAAUACACGCAAUGUUGUCGAAGACGUUGACCUCAUGCUGCCACGUAGUCGAUUACCCAAGUCCACCACGCGCAGCCUGGCUCUCAGCGAGCCGGCGCAGCUGGGCAUGUUUACAUACAAUGCACUAGAUGUCGUUACAGGCACGGUGCAGCCUUCCACAGAGGAUCCAAGCAAACAGAUUGUUGUUAGCAUUGUAAAACCCAAACUGGAGCCAAAGCUACAGCUGCGCAAGCGUGGCACAGUGCGCAUUAUCUAUCCGCUAGUCAUCAACUAUUCCAAGCCUGUAACUGAUGCGCAGCUGAAGAACACAAUAGACAGCCUGGAGCAACGCUCCAUACAAACUAUGACAAAUCUGCUGCAGAAGCUUAGCGCCAAGGCGUCCGGCUCGGGCACGCUGCACAGCAUCAAUACGUAUCGUCAGGAGCACAUUAAUGUGUGGAAUGAUCUGUGGGCAACAGGCUUCACCAUUAGCAGCUCCAAGGCUGAGAAUAGUCUGAACGGCGAUCGCAUAAAUGCCACAAUGUAUGCCGUACUCUCGCAGGUGCGCAGCUUUGAGUUCGAGGACCUGGGCGCUGGUGCUGGCACGCCAGCACUACGUGAGGAUAUAGCCAAGGCAUUGACAUAUGCCGAGGGCUGCUACGAUUCCUACCAUACGCUGCAGGCAGAGAAUCUGUGGCGCGACAUGACAACGCUUCAUCAGCUGAAUACGCUUGUGUCUUCCUGGAUGCUGACGCUAGAGAAACAGGGCUGCCAUCAUCUGAUACGCGCCGGCGCCUCUGGCGUCAUACAAGCCAUGACACUAAGUUUUGGCAGCUUUCGAUUCAGCAAUCAGCAUCUGGAAUGUAAUAUGCACCCCAAGUUUUUGCAUCGUGACUUCCACUUCAGGCGCCUCAACUACGGCAACAAGACGCAUGUGAAUGUAACAAUCAUUGUCAAGGAGGACAAUAAAGCGGUCAUCAAUGUGGCACUAGACCGCUCAGAUCGCAGCUACUAUGCCUGCGAUGGCGGCUGUCUGGACGAGCCAGUGCUGCUAACGCAAAAUCGCCGUGAGUUCCCAGUGAAACUGACUGAACCCUUAACUGCAAUAUUAUAUAUAACCGAAGAUAAACAGCAUAUGGAAGAAAUUCAUCAUGCAAUACACGUCAAGGAGGUUGUCGAGGCUCCUGCGCAUGAGCAACAUGUGAUUGCUCUACACAAGCAUGGCCAUCAGCUCGGCGGUCUGCCUGCUCUCUUCUGGGUUUCAGUGUGUGCAAUAAUUAUAGUAUUUCAUAUAUUCUUAUGUAAGCUUAUUAUCAAGGAAUAUUGCGAGCCAAGCGACAAAUUAAGAUAUCGUUACAACAAACCGUGAUGUUAGCUUUAUAAAAAGAAAUAAUAAAUAGUUCUGUAUAACUGAAUUGGACAGAUAAUUGUACCAAACCCUAACACCAAGAUGUACUAUAAACAAAAUCUCAAAUGAAUUUUGGUACUGUAUUGAAAGAUAAACACAAUUGGAAUGCAAUAUUAAACUUUAGGAAUUAUGGUAGACUGAAUUAAUAAUCUGUUAAGCUGUAGUAUUUAUUUAACAAAUAUUUUUGUCCCACAGCUUUAUACUAAUUCUGGAACUUAU
Molecule: messenger RNA, 2275 nt
Organism: Drosophila busckii
Lineage: Eukaryota; Metazoa; Arthropoda; Insecta; Diptera; Drosophilidae
Exons: 5
Coding region: 92-2017 (641 amino acids)
Source: RefSeq, a predicted model, not a curated record